GCGUGCGCGGCGCCGGGCGCUGCUGGAGGAGGCGGUGGGGCGGCAGCGGGCGCUGCGCAGAGCCGCCAUGACGGGGGGGGCGCUAGAGAGGCACCUGCAGGCCUUGGGGGCAGCGGCCAUAGAGUUGGGGGAGAGCGCCCCCUUCCUGCACCAGGCACUGACGCAGCCCUGGGCCAUGGCCUCCAGCAGCGCCCCACGGCCGCAGCCCCCCCUGCUGCCCCCCGAGCUGCAGCCCAUGGGGGGGGGCUUCGGGCCGCCCCACGAUGACGGCUAUGGGGUCUCCUUCACGGUGACGGCCGACGCUGCCGUUGUGUUCCACAUCUCCUGCAAAGCCUCCAGCCCCAAAACGGACGCCCACCGCUUCGCUGGGCUGAUCCGCACCGCACUGCUGGAACUGGAGGAACUGGGAGAACUGGGGGGAGAGCUGGAGUGAGGGGGGGCAUGGGGACCCCUCCUCCCCCCCCCACAAAAAAAAUAUAAAUAAAGAG
Molecule: messenger RNA, 488 nt
Organism: Phasianus colchicus (ring-necked pheasant)
Lineage: Eukaryota; Metazoa; Chordata; Aves; Galliformes; Phasianidae
Source: RefSeq, a predicted model, not a curated record